Paramisgurnus dabryanus is the source of this 1529-nucleotide messenger RNA. The record is from RefSeq and is a predicted model, not a curated record. NCBI's taxonomy places the organism in Eukaryota, Metazoa, Chordata, Actinopteri, Cypriniformes, Cobitidae.
UUCAGUCAGCGGCGGAUCUGUUUAUUUUGUCGUUCAGCGUUCAGUUUAUUCGAUUCAAUCUGAAUCUAAUAGAUCUAAAGGAUUACUUCAGGAUUACUCUACAUCAGCGAGUUUACCUCUGAAGAUCACUUCACGUGCGGAUUCAUUAAACAUUUUAAGAGGAUGGCGGAUCACAGAUGGAUCCUGCGAGCUCUUGGAAACGGCCCUACGAAGAGGAAUCUGUUCGGUCCGGUGGAUCACGAGCAGCUUCAGGUGGAGUACAGUAAUGCUCUGCAGAAAGACCUGAAAGAAGCGUCGCGCCGCUGGAACUUUGAUUUCAUCUCAGAGAAGCCGAUGGAGGACGGAGACUUUCAGUGGGAGGUCGUGUCCGGGGACCGAGUGCCCGUCCUGUACCGCUCGUGUCAGAUGGAGGAGCAGUUGUCCGGUCCGUCUGAUGCCGGGAAAGAGAACGACCCCAAAACCUCAGAAGGGUUCAGUUCUUUCCCACAAUUCCUGGAGAAAACACCAGAGAAGAAAGAAGCACAGAAGAGAAAACAAACAAAUAUUACAGAUUUCUACCAGACGAAGAAGAGACUCGUGGCCACGCCCCGUAAAUCAGGACAAUAACUGUAAAAGACAGACUAACAGUUUCUCUCUAUCAGGACUCAAUAUCUUCAUCAGAUGACACUUUUACUGAUGGAUCGUUUAUGACACAAGAUGUCAUGGAUCAAACACUCAUCUGUAUCUUUAAAUGUUUGCUGAUUGUUUUCAAUCAUGUAUGAGCACUUCAUGUUUAUGGACGGUUAAUAUUCAAAUGCCUUAAAAGCCCUUUACAUUCCCCGGAUUGAGGUGAAAAUGUUUUGUUUUUUGAUGUUGGAGAUGUAUAAAGAUGUAUUGCUUUGUUGCACAAAAGAUGUAGCUGAUUUAAAAAACUCUAAACUUUAAAUCUUUAGUUAUUUAUGAAUCUAACCCUCCAUAUUAAUAUGACUGUUAGUGUUUCUGAAUGUUUUCAUGACCUGUCAUUAUGUUUUACUAAAGUAACAGUAUGCUGUAUUAACAAACACUGAGCCUCAAACUUAAGCAAAAUUGUUUAGUACAUUUCAUUACCUUUAUUUCAGUGUGAUGGUUUACACAGUAAUUUAAUUAAACAUUAAUUUGAUAUUCACGUUUCAUACAUUUGGCCAAAUGCAUUAACAGUGUCAUUACAAACAUCAUUCUUCUGUUUGUUGUCAUGAAGGUUAAAUAUCUUGUUUAACAAAUCCAGUCAUGAUGUUUAUGAUGAUUAUUAGGGAUGUAACUAUGAUAUAACAGUUCUGUCAUGUUUGUUGCAUUCGGAUGUCUGUCGACUGCAGUAUGUAAAUUAUCACAUGAAUAAUUGACAUAUAAUACUGAAUUGCACUCUUUUUUAUUUCCAGUAGUGUAGCUCGCACAGGUCUGUUUUGGUUAAAGACUUGUUGUUGUUGUUAUAAAAAUAUGUGCUGUAUUUAUUUAAGGAAAGUUAUAUUGUAUAUUCACAUGUAAUUGUUCAUAAAACUGUAUAUGAAAAGAAA